Messenger RNA from Anolis carolinensis (green anole), 3238 nucleotides. RefSeq names its product myotilin (gene myot). The record is from RefSeq and is a predicted model, not a curated record. Lineage: Eukaryota; Metazoa; Chordata; Lepidosauria; Squamata; Anolidae. Bases 275 to 2797 code for a protein of 840 amino acids. Gene Ontology annotation, biological process: dendrite self-avoidance; axon guidance; homophilic cell-cell adhesion. Gene Ontology annotation, cellular component: plasma membrane; axon. Gene Ontology annotation, molecular function: cell-cell adhesion mediator activity. The transcript has 18 exons.
UUAGAGUGUCACCCAGCAGCUCAGGGGUCUACCAACAGCUCAGCUCAUGGGAGGCCACUCUUUGAAAACUUUGGUGGUGCGUUUUGAAUGCAGCAUUUUUUCAAGGAGUUAGAUGAGUCUCUCGCCAGGGACAUUCAAGUUUGCACUGUAAAGUCCUUUUUGAAAGAAAGAUCCCUUUUUCUUUAAACAGCUUAUAAAAACUUGAACAGGUUCAUAAAGAAAUCUUGACCAAGUCCUUCCCUAUAAAUACCAGCAUAUUGGCUGGGUCAGCAGCAUGUCACAGACCAAGCGGAAAACCUCCAGUCUCUCGCUGACCAUUGGGUCCUCAUCCAAUGAAGAGUUCAGCAGCAGCAGCAAAGCAUGGCACAGCGAUUCCACUUUAAUACAGCCAUUAUCCACUGAUCCUCAAAGAAUGCAGAAUCCAUCAAAAAUCCAGCCUGGAUCUUCCCCUGAAGCAGCCCCUGUGUUCAUAAAGGACAUCCAGAAUAUUACAGCAAGCAAAGGCCAGCUAGUGGUAUUUGAAUGUCGAAUACGAGCAUCACACACGUUUCAGGUUCGCUGGUACAGAGAACAUAAUCAAAUAAUUGAUUCUGCAGACUUCCGAAUAUUAAGAAAGAAGGCCUCCAUAUCAAUGAUGCCUGAGGAAGUUUGCACCUUGGUAAUUACAGAAGCCUUUCCUGAAGAUUCUGGAAUAUUUAAAUGUGUUGCUGAAAAUGAGUUUGGCACAGUGGCAUCCAGCGCACGCCUUUUUGUUUCCCAAGAGGCUGUUCAACCACCAGGCCAACUAGGCAGUUGCCUGUGGCGCCAUCUUGUUGGGGGCGCCAUUGAGGCAACUCCUGUCUCCUGCGGCCUGUCUCCGCAAGAAAAAGAAGAGACUGAAAGUUUCAAAGCAGCUCCCUUAUGGUCAGAUAUGCCAGCCACUACACUGAAUAUCCACUCUGCACCAGGCAGUCAAUAUAUAUUAAUGGGAAGAGAUAUACAGAACAAACCUGAUACAAUGCCACAAAAGCCCUCUGGCUCAGCAGAGCAAGAAGAACAUGGAAGUUUCUGGUGGCAGGACAACGACAAUGAGAACAAGGAUUUGGACAAUUCAUAUGCAUGGGAUUAUCUUCAUCAAGAGAGCCAGGGGCUGUGUUCCACCCAGGAACUUAGCCAGCAAAAUUUAUCAUCUUACUCUUACCAGCCACCUACUCAAAACCUAUUGCCAUCUUCUAAAGCGCAGGACCAUUGUGAAAGCGUCCCUAUGAGUGUCAGUAACCUCCCAUCUGUGUCCUCUAUGUAUCAACCCAGCAUGUUUAAUUAUGAACGUCCAAAACACUUUAUCCAGUCUCAGAAUACAUAUCAAGGGAAGCCGCAGCCGCCAGGACCAGACACCUCCACUGCGCUCCCCAGCAGGCCAACUAAGCAGUCCUCCAUCCUAAUCCAGCCUUGUAACCCUAACGAGAAGAAGUUCUCUUCCUCUUCAUCGCUGAGUUCGCCAAUCUCACUCUCCUCGCCUUCAUAUAGUGCUUCAUUUCCCGUAACACCCGCCUCCGCGCAGUCUCCUGCUAGCUCAACAUCUGGGCAGAGGAUUUCAUCCAUGCAUAACCAGUCCCCUGCAGCCUUCCUUUGCUCCGUGUUGCCCUCCCACUUUGAGUAUAGUAGCCAAGGUUCACCCUCGGUGGAAUCAAACAGUUAUUCAAAGCCUAUGUAUAAGAAACAAACCAGCAGCCCCAGGCAAGUGCAAAAGACCUCUGACAGAGAGAUACAAGGAACUAAAGACGCCCUCAUUCAAGAUUUGGAAAGGAAACUACGAUGUAAAGAUAACCUUCUCCAUAACGGGAACCAGCGUUUAAGCUACGAGGAGAGAAUGGCUCGCAGGUUACUUGGACCAGAAAAUGCUGCAUCUGUGUUUGAACCUCAGAGUGAAGAAAAUGCACAGGACUCACAACAGCAGAACUUGGAAAGCUCACGCCUGCAAGUUCCAGCAGCCCAAGUAAGGAGCAGGCCAACUUCAAGAGGGGAAAGGAGUGAGCAAGGCUCAAUCCAGGAAAAGUUUUUCCAACCACGUUUUGUGCAAGUGCCUGAAGAUAUAACAGUUGAAGAAGGACGAUUCUGCAGGAUUGAUUUCAAGGUGAGUGGGCUACCAACUCCAGAUGUAGCUUGGUAUUUAAAUGGAAGACUAGUCCACCCAGAUGAAUUUCAUAAAAUGAUUGUUUCUGAAAAAGGCGUCCAUUCAUUCAUUUUUGAAGUCAUCCGAGUCUAUGAUGCAGGAAUGUGGGAAUGUGUGGCUUAUAAUCGUGCUGGAGAAGCUUCCUUCACAGUAAAAUUAGAUGUCAUUGCCCGAGAACAUCGGAAAGCUCCAACUUUCAUCUUUAAACCACAAAGCACAAGAGUCUAUGAGGGGGAUUCAGCCAGGAUUGAGUGCCAAGUGUCUGCUCUCCCCCCACCACAGAUCUACUGGAAAAGAAAUAAUGAAAUGGUACAAUUCAAUACAGAUCGAAUCAGUAUGUUUCAUGAUACCUCUGGAAAAGUUUGCCUGCUGAUCCACAAUGUAAAUAAAAAAGAUGCUGGUUGGUACACAGUGUCUGCAGUCAAUGAGGCGGGAGUGGCAACUUGUCAUGCCAGGUUGGAUGUGGCUACUCACACAUACAAGCCACGUCCAAAUCCAAAGCCGCUGAAGGUUCGACCAACUUUUAGCAAAUACUUAGCACUCAACGGUAAAGGUCUGGAUGUGAAACAAGCUUUCUUGCCUGAUGAAGGAGAGUUUCAGCGUCUGGCUGCACAGUCUGGGCUCUACGAGAGCGAUGAACUGUAAUGAACAUCAAUAAAUGAAAAAUACAUCUCUUGUUCCUGCGACAAACUUAAGACCAGCACAAAGUGGCAAUUAAGUGAUGGUUGCACUUAUUAGCAAACAUGCAUAAUAUAUUUUUAUUUAUAACUUAGCUCUUACUCUCACUUUCUGCUGUUGUGAUUUUACCAAGAUCGAUUUCUAUGAAUGUGUGUGACUGUAGCAGAAGAAAAUAUCAAAGGUUUAUACUUUCUACUUUUAAUGGCCAAGAAACUAGGCCAGUGGAUGAUAAUAAAAGUGCAGAUGGCUUGAACACAGCUAGAUUCAGUCACUGGGUUUUUAUUUGUACUGCUUUUGUUAAUAUUACUCCCUUUGUUAUUACAGUUUUUGCAGGCUGACUACUAAACAUAAAUGUGAGUGUUUUUAAUUAAAGUUUUAUGUCCAGUGCAAAUAAAGUUUUAAAUAUAA